Cannabis sativa is the source of this 3445-nucleotide messenger RNA. RefSeq names its product F-box/kelch-repeat protein At3g23880. The record is from RefSeq and is a predicted model, not a curated record. Gene Ontology annotation, molecular function: protein binding. Bases 528 to 1853 code for a protein of 441 amino acids. The transcript is spliced from 3 exons. Lineage: Eukaryota; Viridiplantae; Streptophyta; Magnoliopsida; Rosales; Cannabaceae.
AUGCAAAUUCUGACGACUUUUUCGGUACCGGCAGCUACUCUGGCGACUUUUCGGGCAACGAUCACAACAAACUUUAAAAAAGUCAUCGGAAUUGGCAUAAUUGCUGGAAAAAUUACCAAGAAACUAGUUUCUUCAUCAAGAAAAUUCUUCAUCAAGAAACUGAUUUCUUGGUCAUUUUUCUGACGAUUUUUUCGGCACCGGCAACAACUCCGAUGACUUUUCUAACAACGACAGCUACUCUGGCGACUUUUCCCGUACUGACAGCAAACUCCGAAAAAAUCGUCGAAAUCGGCAUUGUUGCUAGAAAAAUUACCAGAAGAAACCAAUUUCUUGGUGAUUUUUUCGGUAACAAUGCCAAUUCCGAUGACUUUUUCGGCGUUGACAACAACUCCAGUGACUUUCCCGGCACCGACAGCAAACUCCGGCGCAUUUUCGGUGAUCAAGGAUUCUAAUGGCUAAUCCAGAAAAAGGAGUGCUUUACAACAAUAUCCCUUGUGAUUUUCUUGAGGACAUUCUCUCAAGACUCGAUGCCAAAUCACUCAAACGAUGCGAGUGUGUCUCCAAAUCAUGGCUCUCUCUGCUACGAACACCAUAUUUCAUCAAUCUCCACCUACACCGUCAACUGCCUCGUGUUGUUUUCCUCCACAAAAGGAAUAGAAGAGUCUGAGUCUCCAAUAAUGGCUAAUCGUGAAGAAGAAGAAGAAGAAGAAAGUGUGGUUUGCAAUAAUAUCUCUUUUGAUUUACUAGAGAACAUUCUUUCUAGACUCGAUGUUAAAUCUGUGAAAAAGUGUGAGUGUGUAUGUAAAUCUUGGUUCUCUCUACUAAGGACUCAAUAUUUCAUGAAACUCCACCUCAACAGUCAACAACUACCUCGUGUUAUUUUUAUCAACUAUAGAGAAGCAUCCAACAGUCACGACUUAUCAAUUUGUAGUUUGGGUAAUGGAUUAUUUUCUGAGAUUUCCUUAAAUCAACUGCCCUAUUCUGCGAUGGAUUCAUCAUCGGAUGAUGAUGAAUCGUGUUCUUUAUCAUUUAUAGGCAGUGAUAAGGGCAUAAUAGGAAUUUCUGAUAGUAGGGAUAAUAAAUUGAGUCCCUUGUAUUAUAUAUGGAACCCAACUACUAAUGAGUCUAAAAAACUUCCUCCUUUAAAUCUGAUUGAAGAUGAAUAUUAUCGUUUACGUGGGCUUGGCUAUGACCCCUUAACCAAUGAUUUAAAAGUGGUGGUUUUUACCUCUCAACUUAAAAAGGGUCAUAAAAUUGCGAUUUAUAAUAUGAGAAGCAAUUCAUGGAAAGCAAUUACAAUGUCUAACUUAUUUCCAGAAUUUAAAUCUGUUAGGGUUACACCAUCUAUUAGCACGUCCAUUAAUGUUAAUAACUUCAUUCAUUGGUAUAUUUUCUAUAGAAAUGGCAAUACAAGUGAUGAUGAAGAUGAUCCGGAAAUUUUUACAGGAAUAAUUGCUUUUGAUAUAAGUAAGGAGAAAUUUAAUCUUGUAAAGUUACCUCAAGUUGAGAAAGGUAAUAAUGGUGGAGACAUAGCUAAAAUUUUUGGGUGUCUUUCUAUGAUAUAUGUGGAUGAAGUCACAAUAGUUCACGUAUGGGUUAUGAAGAAUUAUGGUGAUUCUGAUUCUUGGUACGAAUAUUUGUCGUUUAGUUUAAAUGAUCUUAUUCUAACUAAGCUUGGUAAAUUUUGUCGAAUAAGAUUUUUAAGUGAUGAGAUUUUGAUAGUUACUUUAUUUUUGACUGGUUAUAUCUGUUGGUAUGACUCCAAGAGUAAGACGAUUCAAAUUAUAAGUAAAAGAUAUCCUGUGAUUGAAUUCACUACUUAUGUUGAGAGCGUUUUAAGGUUAAAUGAGUAAUAAUUUAGUAUAUAUGUUUUAAAAAGUGAGUUUACAUGCACUUUUGGUGGGUUUAUUUUAAUUUGUUUAGUUUUAUUUAGUAUUUCUAUGGUGGACACUUAGAAGUGGACACACUUCUUGUUAGUUAAAGAAGUGGCACACAUUAUAUAUGAUGGGGUGUCACAGUAUAUAUAUUGUAUUUUUUUUUAUUAUUUUAGAUAAUUUUAUUUAAAAAUUUAAAGAAGCUUCCUCACUUAUUUGUUGCAUCUUUUAUACUUCAUGCCACUGGGCAUCUAAUCUAUCAUAUCUUCUUUUUUUUUUUUGGCUGAAAUAUCAUUUUAUUUCUUUUACAAAAAAUACUGUAUUCACCCUAUGCCACAAAAUCAGUAAAAUGUGACUUAAACUAAUUAAAAGUAAUUAUGGUAAGUUUGAGAAAAAUGAAGAAGAAUUUGAAUUCAUCGUCUUCAAGAACUCAGACAAAGUACCUGUCCGACUUGGGUUCUUGUUGUUGUAGUUGCUGCUGCUCCAAAACAAUGUCAUAAUUAAUAAGGUGUUUUUCCACUAUAUACUGAAAUUUUCAAUUUUUUUACUAUUGUGAGGCGAAUUUUUUUUUCAAAAAUACUGUGUAUUGUGUUAAGUUUUUACAGUUGUUCUACGAUUAUUUUUUAGUUAUUCCACUGUUGUUUUAAAUAAUGUAUUAGCAGUUGGAAUGUUUUUUAAAUGUAAAGAUAGUGUUGACCUUCUUGACCAGUUUUUAUAGUUUUGGAAGCUUGAACUACAUGGCACAUGCUGCUCUACUUGAUUUGUUAUGUUGGCUGCUAAUUCUUCCAUGAGCUGCUCUACUUGCUGGUUGGUAAUACUUUUUUGGACUGUUAUAACAUGAGCCUAACUCUUUGACUGAGCUCCUUGAGUAGCUAGCAGAUUGGCCUACUUUGAAUGGUCUUGACUGAGAGUCUGAGACUCCCAGUUAUUGGUGAUCCCUUGAAAAAGUCUACUCUUUGUUUUUUUAGAAUGGUUAAUGAGUUUGUGUUUAUUAGUUCAUUAGAGUUAGGAUAUUUAUAAAAUGUAAAGACAGUGUUUACUUGACCACUUUACUUACAUAUAGUUCUACUUGGUUUGCUUCUAAAUUCUUCCAUUAGCUACAAAUAUAGGUUAGGUAGGUACCUAAAUAUGGUAUAUUCACUUCUAAAUAAAGAAUGUAUGUGACAAGUGACAGUCGAAGAAAAUUAGAGUCAAAUAUUGUAUAAAUAUGCCUCUCUAUGAGGUAGAGCCAGGAGCAGUAAGUUCACCCUCAACAAAGCUAUACUCCCUUUCCGCCAGUUCGAGUUACCAUUGUUGAUCCAAUAUAUUCACUUCUAAAUAACAUUAAUACAUCUAUAUUUACUUCUUGGGAUAGUUUCCUGAUUAAGUUCCUUUAAUUUUUCUGUUUGUUGUUAUUGUUUCCUUGAUUUUUCUGUUUGUUGUUAUUGUUUUCUUGAUGUCUUAGCUUUUCUUUCGUUUGUCGACCACUCUUAGAGUAUUUCUAAUGGUAUAUUAUUUUACUAAAUUAGUAUAAAAUCUUCACAAAUAACAGAAUGUUAGUUGAGAAAGUAACUCACUAAGCUUCUCUUGAC